CGGGAAAAGAAGGCGCAAUCUUGGUGAGCAUAUCUAACGCUCAAUCCCAACGCCUCCCUCUCCUCUCACUUACACCUCACAUCCACAAUGGCUGCCUCGAUACCCCGCUCACGAUGCCUCUUCGCCGUGCCCGCACGACAGGUUGUUCCUCAGUCGCGGACCAUUUCACAACGCGCCCGAACUUUUGCCACGACCUCAGACAACCCGCCAGCAGACCCGACGUCGAAGCCAAAGAGGGCUGCGACGUCGUUUAGCGACACACUCAACGCCGGCCCUUCGUUUGCCGAUUUCGUCAGCCCUAAUGCGCCACUAUCACCCGCCGAGGCCUACGAGAUCAAGACUGCUACAGUAGGGCCGGAAGGCCGCAAGAAAACCAUCACUCGGCUGCCGGAGUGGCUGAAGACGCCGAUUCCUGUCAACCAGAACUACAAGAAGAUCAAGAAGGAUCUCCGAGGACUGAACCUCCACACUGUCUGCGAGGAGGCGAAAUGUCCCAACAUUUCGGACUGUUGGGGCGGAAGCAACAAGAGUGCGGCGACGGCGACCAUCAUGUUGAUGGGCGACACUUGCACGCGUGGCUGCCGUUUUUGCUCGGUCAAGACAUCUAAGGCGCCUCCGCCGCUGGACCCGCACGAGCCCGAGAACACUGCCGAGGCGCUGCGAAGAUGGGGCUUGGGUUACGUUGUCCUGACAUCUGUGGACCGUGAUGAUCUUGCAGAUGGCGGAGCGCGACACUUCGCGGAGACGAUCAUGAAGAUCAAGCAGAAGGCGCCGACAAUGCUCGUCGAGGCGCUCACGGGAGACUAUGCCGGCGACAUGGAGAUGGUCAAGACAGUGGCUUUGAGCGGACUUGACGUCUACGCACACAACGUCGAAACCACAGAAGCUCUCACGCCUUUCGUUCGCGACAGGAGAGCCAAGUUCAGGCAGUCGCUGGACGUUCUGCGAACUGCAAAGGAGGCACAACCGACGCUCAUCACAAAGACAAGUAUCAUGCUGGGUCUGGGCGAGACGGACGAGCAGCUUUUCGAUGCAUUGAGAGAACUUCGCAAGAACAACGUCGACGUUGUAACCUUCGGCCAAUACAUGCGACCAACAAAGCGCCACAUGGCCGUUCACGAGUACGUCACCCCCGAUAAGUUCGAGCUUUGGCGCCAGCGCGCUCUCGACAUGGGAUUCCUGUACUGUGCCUCCGGACCCCUUGUGCGAUCCAGUUACAAGGCAGGAGAGGCCUUUAUCGAGAACGUCCUUAAGAAGAGGAGACUGGGAGGUGCAGGUAACGGCGAGGUUACUGCACCAUCAGCAACCGAAAGCCAGACUUUGUGAGGAAAUCUUGAUGCUGAUGAGCGAUUUGUAUUAUACUUUGCGAGCUUAAGCGCAUUCAACGAGCACUAGCUCCGUGCACUUCAACGUGUGCGUAA
Molecule: messenger RNA, 1421 nt
Organism: Boeremia exigua
Lineage: Eukaryota; Fungi; Ascomycota; Dothideomycetes; Pleosporales; Didymellaceae
Exons: 2
Coding region: 88-1326 (412 amino acids)
Biological process (GO): lipoate biosynthetic process
Cellular component (GO): mitochondrion
Molecular function (GO): lipoate synthase activity; 4 iron, 4 sulfur cluster binding
Source: RefSeq, a predicted model, not a curated record